Molecule: messenger RNA, 660 nt
Organism: Trichomonas vaginalis G3
Lineage: Eukaryota; Parabasalia; Trichomonadida; Trichomonadidae
Product: RNA polymerase II transcription regulator recruiting protein
Exons: 1
Coding region: 1-660 (219 amino acids)
Source: RefSeq, a predicted model, not a curated record
AUGUCAACUUCGUUCAUGAAUGAUCCUACCCAAGAUAUUAAAGCUACAAUUCAGAAGGACCUUAUUGAAAACACCGAAGAGAACACAGAAGCUGUCAUGGGAAUCUUACAGGAUUUUUUAACCCAUAAGAUUAGCGCCGACGAUUUUAAUGCUUCGAUUUCACGCUACCUCAAACCAAACAAUACUCUUGAGAAAAUAAACGAUUUAGGCAAUAAUUUGCCCAACGCAAAACGAAAUUCAAGGUCUAAAUCUCGUCAGUGGACAACCGAAGAAGAUGAGCGCCUUAAACAAGGCGUUCAAGAGCAUGGACCCAACGACUGGGGUACAGUUGCCGAAUUAGUUGGCAACGGAAGAACGAGAGCUCAAUGCAGUCAAAGAUGGAAUCGCGUUCUCAAUCCUGCUAUUAGCAAGGCCAACUGGACUGCCGAGGAAGAAGAGAAACUUCUCAAGGCUGUCCAGAUUAUUGGUCCAAAAUCCUGGACAAGAGUUGCUCAGCAGCUUGGAGACCGUUCAGACGUACAAUGCAGAUUCAAAUAUUUCCAUAUCAAAAAGAAAUUAGAAGAGCAAGGAAACAACGAUGUUUACAUGCAGCAAGCAAUAGAUAUGUCGCAGAACGAAAAGUUACUUCUAUCCCUGCCAAAUGAAUCCCUCGGUCAGUAA